ACACAAACGUAUAUAUGAGACACGUGUCCGUAUGAGAUAUUUCGUAAAAACGUAUCUGUCAUUUUAUACGUCCACGAGAGCGAGAAUGAUCGAGAAUGAUUCCACCGAUUGAAUCGUUCAAAGACGAAGAAAACUCACGUAAUGAAUAAAAUAGAUUGUCACAUGAUGACUAUUCUUGCUGCAGGAUGAUUUGACUGGUGUGAUCUUGUAUUGCGUCUUUGACUAAACAAUGAGAAUGUCAACAAACAAUUGGGACUCGUACUGAGAAAGUGUGGACUUUUGUCUGCACGGAAUAAAACAAUCGUGUGAUGAUCACGUAAAUGACGUGGGACCAUAGAAUCUGUUGACUUGUUGAGUGAAAUGUAAAUCGGCGUGUGAAAUCAUAAAUCGUCUGAUUGCAUCGGAAGAAACUCAUGCAUAUGAAUAUAUUUUGUGAUGGAAACUGCAUAAAGAUCCUUCACGAUGCAGAGGUGGAUGACAAGUCAGCAAGUAGUGCUUGCUAUCCUGGGGAUGCUUGCGUUUGCCUCAGGACAGCAGGUGGUAAAUAAUCGUAAUACCGAAUUGGUAGCGGAACAAGAUGAUGCUUUCUUAUUACUUUCCACUCUUGGAGGAUCGCUUGUAGCUGUUGGACAGCGAUCUGGGAAAAUACGAUGGCAACUAGAUGACGAACCAAUAGUUAAAGUGCCUAUCAACCUGUCGGAAACUAAAAUGCCAAUGUUUCUGCCAGGCCCUAGAGAUGGUUCUCUUUAUCUGUUUGGUAGAGAUCCCGAGGCAUUAAAACGACUGCCAUACACCAUACCACAGCUGGUGGCGAACAGUCCUUGCAGAAGCAGCGAUGGCAUAUUGUAUACUGGGAGAAAGGUCGAUACCUGGUUCAGCAUUGACCCAACGACUGGCAAGAGGGAACAGCUUCUGAGUUUUAAUGACGCGAAAAACACCUGUCCCUUAGACGUGCAAAAUACCAUUUUUGUUGGUCGCACAGAGUACAACAUUAUCAUGGUUGAUAGUAAGCAUAAAGACAGAAAGUGGAACGUGACGUUCUAUGAUUAUUCUGCUGAACAGAUGGAGUCUGACAUGAUAGACAAUUAUGACCUGGCACACUUCACCGCAAGUUCCACUGGCCGUGUAGUAACGCUAGACAGGAGAGGAGGCCGAGUUCUUUGGGACUUAAACCUGAAAAGUCCAGUGAUAGCAAUGUACAUUGUAACCAAAGACGGAUUAUUGACGAUUCCUUUCAAGAGUAUCGCUGACUCGUUGUUGGAAACGUUCGUAACCGAGCUGACGGAUGAAGCUGAUCUCUACUCCAAGUGGUUCCCAACUUUGUAUAUUGGACAGCAUCGGUACGGCCUCUAUGCGUUGCCGUCAUACGUCGAGUCGGAGUCAACGACAAUAUCGAGCAGCGAAGAGCAUUUAUUGCUUGGCGGGCCGUCGCAUGUAGAUGUAGAUGAUAAUAACAUUCUGUUGUUAGAGAACCACGGUUUCGUUGGUACGGACGUAACCGAAGCGCGGGAUGACUGCAAAGUAAAAAAUAUCAUUAUGUUAGGACAUUACAAAGUACCGAUGGAGUAUAAGCAGUAUCAGCCGCUGCAUCAGCCUCUUCAAAUAACUGGACGAUCUGACCCAAUAAUUCUGGACACUCCGACGUUGAAUGUCACCGAGACCACGUUGGUCGCUAUGCAGGCGGACGAUAUCGUGUCAAACGAUACCGUGCAAUCAGAAAGCAAACGCAGUUGGCAGAAGUUUAUAUCGAAGACUUAUAGCGCGAGCAAGAUAUGGAUCGAUCAACAGGAAAAUAAAGACCUAAAGUUCACGGUCAUAUUUAUAUGCAUUGUGAUAGUUUACUAUCUGUUUCAGGCCUCGCGCAAGAAUAGUCGCGUGAAUUCUCCUCGCACAUAUUCUCCGAUUGCUGAACCAGAAGACAUCGAUACAGACUUAGUUAAAGUGGGGAAAAUUACAUUUGACGCGCAAGAGGUUCUCGGCAAAGGAUGCGACGGAACAUUUGUGUACAAAGGAGAAUUCGAUGGACGUGACGUGGCUGUGAAACGUUUGAUGAAGGAAUCUUUUACACUCGCGGAUCGAGAAGUUGCCUUGUUGAGGGAAUCAGACGAGCACGCGAAUGUAGUUAGAUACUUUUGUACUGAGCAAGAUCGCACGUUCAAGUACAUUGCUCUGGAGCUGGCGGAAGCCACGUUGCAAGAUUACGUGACGGGCAAGUACGACAGAGAAAAGAUAUCUGUGAAAGAUAUUUUGCAUCAAGCCACGGCCGGUCUGGCGCAUCUACAUUCCUUAGAUAUCGUACACAGGGACAUUAAGCCUCACAAUGUCUUGCUCUCCGUUCCUGGACCGCAAAGAGCAGUACGCGCAAUGAUCUCGGAUUUUGGAUUAUGCAAAAAGCUCCAGCUCGAUCGGGUAUCGUUUUCCUUUUCGAAGGGAUCCGGUCCUAUCGGUACCGACGGCUGGAUAGCGCCGGAAAUAAUGAAUAAAGAAAGAACGACCUGCGCAGUCGAUAUCUUCUCGCUUGGCUGUGUUUUCUAUUAUGUCCUCACCAAUGGCAAGCAUCCCUUCGGCGAUUCGAUAUGGAAGCAACAAAAUAUCCAAAAUAACGAAAAUGUCGAUCUAUCAGCACUUCAAGAACUCUCCCCGAUUGAUAGAGAAUUAGCAUUGUUGCUUGUUAAGGCAAUGAUAUCUAGGAUUCCAGAAGAAAGGCCACCAGCCUCGGCGAUCUCUACCUAUCCAAUUUUCUGGUAUCCACGAAAGAUUAUGAACUUCUUCCAAGACGUCAGCGAUCGAGUGGAAACAGAUCAGUACGAUAGUCCAGCUGUAAUAGCUUUAGAAACUUCUGGUGAAUGUGUAGUACAAGACGAUUGGAAGUCGUGCAUUGAUGAAGAAGUUGCGACUGAUAUGGGCAAGUACAGGUCCUAUCACGGUGAGAGCGUGAGAGACCUACUCAGGGCUUUACGAAACAAGAAACAUCACUACAGAGAAUUAAGUGAGGAGGCACAAAAGAAACUCGGCAGUGUUCCUGACGACUUUGCGAAGUAUUGGUUGACGAAAUUCCCGUGCUUAUUGUGCCACGUAUGGUGCGCGAUGCAGCGUUUCCACGAUGAGCCGAGCUUGGAAAAAUACUACUAUCCGCAAUACACUUUUACGAGCAUUUACAAGGGAGAAGAAGGAACCGUGCGGAUAGAGCGAAUAAUGAAAGAUAAGUCAGUAUCGAAUAAAAGUGCUAAACGAGUAAAGUAUUAUCAGAAUAAAAAGAAAAAGGAAAAAAAACAGGAAGAACAGGAAGAAAAGAAAGUAUCCCCGAUGUGGAUAUUGGCGCCGAAGUAAACUAAUCUAGCACGGUAAGCGAAAAAGGCUUUAUAAGUCUUUUUCUAUUCACGUUAUAUAUAUUUAUGUGUAUUCACGUUAUACAUAUGUAUAUAUGUACUUAUAUAUAACGUGUAAACGUAUGUACAUAUUGUAUCUUUAUUGCGUGGGCAUGUAUGAUUUUUUAAAUCUUUGUACUUUGUAAAGACUUCACCAAAAAAACUCAUUUUUUUAAGUAAUUUUAUCUAGUAUAAAUAUAAGAUAUAAUAGGUAAUUCAAUAAUAAUAUCAAACUAGUGGAACAGUAAUUUUAAGCAAGAUUAAGUAUCAGCAGGAUUAAGUAACUUGUAAAUAAGUAAUAAUUGUGAUGACACAUACAUAUGUAUAAAUAAUAGGCAAAAAUGAUAAAAUAUAUUUUAAAUACGAGGCACGUAUAUUCGUGCUGUUAUAUGUAAAUAAAAAAGAUAUUCUUAAUGUAUAUAGUAUUUAAAUCAGGAUAAUUUAAUAUUAGUAACAAUUAGAUUUGUACAUUUGGUAUUAUGUAUGCUUUAUCGCAUAAUUAAAUAACUAGAUAUGACAUUCGCGAGACAUAUUUAUUAUAAUCUAAUAAAAAUGUCUUUAAUAUUGUUAUGUAAGUGUAUCACAUGAUGUGAAACAAUUUUGGACAUAAAAUUAUGAAAAAUCACUGACAGACUACAUUAUAUAUGAUUCUUUUAACGCUCGUUAUAUAUCCGUGAAUAUCUAAAAAUACGAGACGUGGGAUUUCAAUCCCACGCUUCAAGUGUCUCGUAUGUAUUUAAUUCAUGUGAUAAAGCAUAUAUAUAUAUACUAGGCGUAAGUACUAUAUACACAAAUGACGUGAAGGCACAAAUUCGAGUAAAAUUUUUGCACACAUUGUAAUAUUAGUUGUAACGCAGACUUGCGUAAGUGACUGGUUAUUAUAUUUUUUAAUGACAAAAAUUUAUAUAUAUAUACAUGUAUGUAUAUGUAAAAGGAAGAUGUAUAAAGACAUAGCGUAAGGCGUAGCGUAACAAAGAGAAAAUAUUGUAAUAUCAAUGUAAUACUUUUUACAAACAAUGCAACAAUAGACGGACAUGCAUUUUGUCCAAUUGAAUUCUCUAA
Messenger RNA from Ooceraea biroi (clonal raider ant), 4430 nucleotides. It is a transcript of the gene Ire1, whose product is annotated as serine/threonine-protein kinase/endoribonuclease Ire1. Gene Ontology annotation, biological process: mRNA processing; intrinsic apoptotic signaling pathway in response to endoplasmic reticulum stress; IRE1-mediated unfolded protein response. Gene Ontology annotation, cellular component: IRE1-TRAF2-ASK1 complex. The record is from RefSeq and is a predicted model, not a curated record. Gene Ontology annotation, molecular function: ATP binding; RNA endonuclease activity; protein serine/threonine kinase activity. NCBI's taxonomy places the organism in Eukaryota, Metazoa, Arthropoda, Insecta, Hymenoptera, Formicidae.